GCCCUGCAGAGAUGACUGUCACCAUUCAGCACACUGCAGACUGCAGCAGGCCAGCAAAUAGUCUGUUUAAUUUGGAGGAAACAGCUUGGACUCGACUUUGACAGCUUCUUCCCGGCGUGCUGACGUGAAAAAAAUGAGCCAGCCGGCAAGCCAACUCUAAGGCUGCUCCAUGUUGACAGGUUGCUGUAACCUGUGAGUUGUCAGCUCUGUCCUCUGACUCCAAGUAGCUGCAGAGAUGUGAGAAGGGAUCAUGCCACUGGUCAGGAGGAACAUUGAGCCUCGGCACCUGUGCCACGGAGCGGUGCCCAAUGGAAUUGGCAGUGAGCUGGAAUGUGUAACCAACAACACGCUGUCCGCUAUUAUUCGUCAGCUCAGCAGUCUGAGUAAGCAUGCAGAAAAUGUUUUUGGGGAGCUUUUUAAUGAAGCCAACACCUUUUAUGUGCGUGCAAACUCUCUUCAGGACCGAAUCGACCGCUUGGCUGUCAAGGUCACCCAGCUGGACUCCAGUGUGGAGGAAGUUUCGCUUCAGGACAUAAACAUGAGGAAGGCCUUCAGAAGCUCUACUGUCCAAAACCAACAGGUUUUGUCCAAGAGCAGCCUUCCAAGCUCUAUGGCUGACAUGUACAACAGCAGUGACAGACCUCCUCCCCUCAGCAACCUCACUGCUUACAGAGAGGAUUCUACUGAUGCAAUGAAAUACUACUCUGACCCAUCAUACUUUUUUGACCUAUGGAAAGAGAAAAUGCUUCAGGACACUGAGGAGAAGAGGAAAGAAAGGCGGAGGCAAAGGGAGCAGAAGCGAUGUGUGGACAGCAGCACCGUUCAGCGCGAGGUGAAGAAGGUCAGAAAGGCUCGAAACCGCAGGCAGGAGUGGAACAUGAUGGCGUUCGAUAAAGAGCUUCGUCCAGAUCACAGACAUCCACAGACUCUCAGGCGAGGAGCGUCAUCUGAGGGCUCACUCUCUCCAGAUGGCAGGCCUGACCUCCUAGAUUACCCCAUCCCUCCAGUGCCUGCCCAUGCUGCUUGUAACUCUGCCAAGUCUCAUGAUUACGUUCCUGGGAACACACACCCCUCGCCACCUGUGGAGCAUGAGUACCACAGCAUUGAUAUCAACUACAAGAGAGUAACCUAUGCCACAGCAAAGCCUCCUGCCGCAAACCGAAUGAACAGUUCAAUUCGUCUCCCUGCAGAUUACAAGUCGAUCCCACCACCUCCUGCCCCCGGCCCUCCAAUCCCAUCAGCCCAAACAGCCUUUGGUUUUCCACUGGGUGCGCAUCCUCCAGCGCCACAUAAUGGUGUUGGGCAUGCAGGCCCAGGCUGUCCACUCCCACCAAUACCUCCUCCGGGGACUCGCACGGUCCCUCCGCCCCCAGGUCCCCCACCUCCUCCUCUGCCUCCUCCAGCUGCACCCUCACACCUAGCAGGACACAGUGAAGGCUGCAGACAUGAGACCAAACCUGUGAGAGAUGCAAGAAGUGACCUGCUGUCUGCCAUCCGUAUGGGCAUCCAGCUGAAGAAAGUCCAAGAGCAGCGGGAGCAGCAGAGCAAGCGGGAGCCAGUGGGGAAUGAUGUAGCCACCAUCCUUUCCCGACGCAUUGCGGUUGAGUACAGCGACUCUGAGGAGGAUUCUGAGCUUGAUGAGAAUGAGUGGUCAGACUGACAAAACACAGAAUGCGGUGCCUGGAUGAAGUUUUUCUCUACUGGAUCUUCAGUAGAGAUGAAAGAAGACUGUGAAACACUCAAUCUAGCUCCAUCUAGUGGACGCUUUGUACCAAGCCAUGGCUGCCAAAUUACCCCUACCUUGUAUUUUUAUGACUGUUCAGAUAAUGAAUAUUUCAUGAGCAAAUGAACUAUUGAUGAAGCAUGUUUACACCGUUUGCACCAGUCUGUUUUGUAACAGGUGAAUAUCCUCAUCUAGUUUGGAAGAAAAAACAAAUUCCCUGUAUGAUAAAUGUUUAGCUUUUUACCAUAUGGAAAUGUCAACCAUUUUUUUUAUAUAACAUUGUCUUUGUUAAUUGCAUAUUCUAAUGAAAUGUCCCAUAAUGUUAUCAUUAGUCCCAGCACUAGACCUUUUGCACAGAGGACAUUUCAGUAGAAGAAAAGCACAGGUAUAAAUAAUACAUGUUGUCAUUGGCUGAAAUCCAUGGAGCUUAUUCAGUUUCAGGGUCUAUGUCUAGCUCAAACACACAAGUAGAGAAAACCCAUGCUUUCCCUACUAUGACAAGUCAAAAUGUGUGCUGUGAUAAAGGUCAAUCAGUUAAAAACAAAUGCUGAAUCAUACCAUAAUAUUGAAGGAUCCAAGUGUUUUUGUUUUACAGAAUUUAAUUUACCUGAUAAGUAUGUCAUACUUAAUUCCAUUCAAUAUUUUGUAAUCACUACCUCAGUUUGUGGCAAUUUUACACAUUGCAUGUAUGAAAUUAUCAUGUCUGAUAGUUUGCUUCAGCCAUUUUAUUACUAUUUGCUGUGAUACGUCUUUGACAUAUAAAUAAACUUUCCAACAUUAGCCAGAAAAUCA
This is a messenger RNA of Archocentrus centrarchus (flier cichlid), 2515 nucleotides long. RefSeq names its product WASP family member 3a (gene wasf3a). Bases 251 to 1660 code for a protein of 469 amino acids. Gene Ontology annotation, molecular function: actin binding; protein kinase A regulatory subunit binding; Arp2/3 complex binding. The transcript is spliced from 9 exons. NCBI's taxonomy places the organism in Eukaryota, Metazoa, Chordata, Actinopteri, Cichliformes, Cichlidae. The record is from RefSeq and is a predicted model, not a curated record. Gene Ontology annotation, cellular component: SCAR complex; cytoskeleton. Gene Ontology annotation, biological process: actin cytoskeleton organization; positive regulation of Arp2/3 complex-mediated actin nucleation.